ACCGAAUCAGCUGGAUAUGAAGUAGCGGGGGAUAAAGGCGCGGACCGGUUCGCACCGGUUUGUGUUGAUGGUAUAUAAUUUAUGCUAGCGGCGCUAGGUGCCGGGUACAGAAUGUUAUGAACCAAGCAAGCCGCUCACAUUGCCGCUUACCGGCUCUGCCUCGGUAAAAUGGAGUACGACGCGGCGCUGGAGCACCUCGGCCGCUGCGGCCGCUUCCAGAAAAUCACCGCCAUCGCUAUGUCUCUAGUCGGCAUCCCAGCCGGCUUUAACAUGGUAGCGAUGACUUUUCUGGGGGCUAUGACUGACCACCGCUGCCGGCUGCACGACAACAGCCGGGGGUGGGCAAACGUGACAGAGGGACUGAACGCCAGUAUACCCUGGGAGAAUGUCGGGGGAACUUGGAGGCUGAGCCAGUGCAAUAUGUACGAGGAUCCGAUAGGAGCUGAGACAGGAGAGCGGAACGCCACCAUAGAGACCUGCAAGUAUGGCUGGGUGUACGACCGCAGCCAGUACAGCAGCAGCAUCGUCACUGAGUUCGACCUGGUGUGCAACAAGGCGUGGCUGACUGAGCUGGCACAGUCCAUCUACAUGUCGGGGGUGUGUUUGGGCGCCGUCUUGUUCGGGGCUCUGUCCGACAGGUACGGCCGGCGCCCUAUCCUACUGCUCUGCCUGAGUGUCCAGAUCCCUCUCAUGUUCGCCGUCGCCUUCGCGACGGAUUACGUCACCUUCGUCACUCUUCGGUUCAUCAUCGGGGCCACGAUGAAUGGCUUCCUCUACUCGGGUAUCGUUAUCGGUACAGAGGUGGUGAACACGUCCAUGCGCACACUGUUCGGCAUGUCCGUGCCUUUCACCAUGGCCAUCAGCUACAUCCUGCUGGGCGCGCUGGCCUACUGCUUCCGCGACUGGCGCACCCUCCAACUCGCCAUGUCCGUCCCGCUCAUCCUGUUCCUGUCGUACUGGUGGUUGGCACCCGAGUCUCCCCGCUGGCUGAUAACCAAUCACAAGGCAGAGGAGGCGAAGGCGGUCAUCAGGAAGGCGGCCAAACAAAAUGGCGUCGAGAUUCCAGAGAAAAUCUACGAACUCAUCGACAACAAAGCCGGGGAACAGGGUUCCGAUGCCCAUGACUGUGGACCACGGACCUACACAAUGCUGGACCUGAUGCGCACACCCAAACUGAGAUCCACAACCAUACUGAUAUCCAUCAACUGGUUCGUCCUCUCUGCCGUCUACUAUGGUCUCUGCGUGGGAACCGCGACUCUGGCCGGGGACCACUACGUCAACUUCAUCACCAGCGCAUGCGUGGAGCUUGUGGGCGUGUUCCUGGCGUGGUUCACCAUGGAGCGGUGCGGCAGGAAGCUGCCCUCCGUGGUCUUCAUGCUGCUGGGCGGCUGCGCAUGCGCCGCAACUGCCGCUGUACCGGAGAACUACCGUAUGAUCUCUACCGUGCUGGCCAUGGUGGGGAGGUUCGGCAUCAGCGUCAGCUUCAACGUCUUCUACGUGUACUCUGCAGAGGUGUUCCCAACUGUCGUAAGAAACAUGGGGCUGGGUGUGGCGACCAUGUUGGCUCGGGUGGGCGGUAUCAUUGCACCGUUCGUGUACCUGCUGGCGGACACCUGGCGGCCCCUCCCCCUGCUCACCUUCGGCAUCAUGUCCAUCUUCGCCGGCCUCACCAUGCUGACCAUGCCGGAAACGCUGGGGAAACCGCUGCCAAACACCAUUGCCUCCGUGGAGAACGUUAGCCAACUGCCCCCGCCCAUACUGGUGCCGGAUGGAGUGGUGCUCCCGGGCGACUCCGACAAACCACUGGUCGUCUUCCAGAAACUCACAGUGAUGUAGACAUGGACGCAUCUUCAAAAGGAAAACAAUACAGAUAUAACCUACAGAUCUAAAGGAUUCUUCAACAUUACACAGAUGAAGGUUAUCGUAUAUCCCUUAACAAUAACCAUUGGCUAGUUGGGUAACCUUAAUUGGCUGAUUGUACAGCCAAACAGAUAAAUCAAUAAAUUCAUAAUGAAAAAUGUAUGUAUUGGCAACACCUUUCCUGUGACAUAAUGAGUGCAGGGGCCAUAGGUUGAGUUAUCUAAAACUUUAGACCUUCAGUGAAACAUGGCGACAGAUAACGUUAGCAGUAUCAAAAUAGACCACCGAAUGUCACCUUGGUCAAAGCUACUUAUGUGUGUUUUACAACUUGUACUGUACUUGGGUACAAAGGUAUAGUGUUUACGGAUUUUCAUCAAAUUAUCUCAACUCUUACUGGUCUUUCCUGUAAAAUAUACUAUCACUGAGACUUUGUUGCAUUGCUUCUUAGAGAUGCUGUUUGUACAUACCAUGUAUUAAUGAAUCAGUAUUAUUUUAUCGGAGAAAAGUGAGAUGUGAAUUGCCAUAAAAUUGGAAUUUUCCAUUCUGCAACGGUUGUUCCGAUUGGAAGUUGCCAAGAGAAAGUUAAGAUAUUGGUGUA
Molecule: messenger RNA, 2458 nt
Organism: Branchiostoma floridae (Florida lancelet)
Lineage: Eukaryota; Metazoa; Chordata; Leptocardii; Amphioxiformes; Branchiostomatidae
Product: organic cation transporter protein-like
Exons: 10
Coding region: 169-1836 (555 amino acids)
Biological process (GO): transmembrane transport
Cellular component (GO): membrane
Molecular function (GO): transmembrane transporter activity
Source: RefSeq, a predicted model, not a curated record